Eufriesea mexicana is the source of this 2004-nucleotide messenger RNA. Its product is annotated as protein tyrosine phosphatase domain-containing protein 1. Lineage: Eukaryota; Metazoa; Arthropoda; Insecta; Hymenoptera; Apidae. The record is from RefSeq and is a predicted model, not a curated record. The transcript is spliced from 8 exons. Gene Ontology annotation, molecular function: protein tyrosine phosphatase activity. The coding region runs from base 1 to 2004 and encodes 667 amino acids. Gene Ontology annotation, biological process: protein dephosphorylation; cilium assembly.
AUGGAUGUAAGUUCGCUGGUACCCGCGGGUUUGCAAGCGGGCCAAGUGGAUAUGUGCGAGGUCCAGGCUGGUUAUAAUAAAUUUUCGGAAAACUUGCGGAAAUUCACGCCGCAGGCCAUACAGUGCGCGAUCUUUUGCGGUGGAUCCAGAUGCAAAUAUGAGAACUCGAAAGCCUGGCCGCCUGUGCACAUGGCGAUACAGAACAUCUUCUCGCACUGGGUGACAGACGACGUUCUCGCGAUGGCACGACCGAACACCGCACAGAUAAUAAAAAAAGACAUAAUUGCACAGUUUCAAGGGUGGAGUAUAAAAACCAUAAUAAACCUGCAAACGCCGGGCGAGCAUGCGAGCUGCGGUGGCCCCCUCGAAGACAGCGGCUUCACCUACGACCCCAAUGUCUUCAUGAAACAUGGCAUUUACUACUACAAUUUCGCGUUGAAGGACUACGGGGACGCGACCAUGGGCAAACUUCUGGAUAUGGUCAAGGUCGUGGCCUUUGCCGUGCAGGAGGGAAGAGUGGCGAUUCACUGUCACGCCGGGCUGGGCAGAACCGGGGUUCUGAUCGCGUGCUACCUUAUUUACGGUCUUCGUGUGCGAGCAAACGACGCCAUAAGGUUCGUUCGCAUGAAACGACCGUCCGCGAUACAGACGCGGGGACAGAUACUCUGUAUCCAGGAAUUCGAGCACUUCGUGCUCCCGCAGAUGAUAGUUUUCCCCCUGAACAGCACGAUAGGGGAGCGCAAGCCCUGCAGCCUGCAGUCGCAUUUGAAGAAGCAGCGCAACGUCCUGCACGGAUACGAGCAACGCACGUUCAAAUACAUCCCAAAGCUGUGCGACUGCCAGGAAGACAAUUCCCCGUGCGAGAUCGAGUACAAGAUUUCCAGCACGGCCUUCACGCAGAAAUUUAUAUCCCACGUCCUGGACAAGCUGAGGGAUGGCAAAGGGAACAUCAGACACUCCUACUCGUGGGCCGAGUCUCUGGCCGAUUCUUACGACUGUUCCAGUAAGGAGACUAAACUCUCACUGAGAUUAAUGGUAAACGAGGAGUUGCUAAUUCUGCCCGAUUAUUCAGAUUCCACGAAAGCAUGCGCGAGCGGCAGCCAAGCAUCUUCCAGAGGCACUUUGGACGAUAUUGGGAGGUUAAGCGACGUGUUCUGCACCUCCCCGGACACUCCAUCUUGCGAUUCAGCCUUCCCAGUGUUAGACGACAACUGCGUGGACGACGUUCUCGGAGACGGGAUUCACGGGCAGGAUCUCGUGGACAACGAUUGCUACAAGGAAAUCCAGUCCCACAUGGAUUUAAAGGCUGCUGCGCAGAGCACGGCCGUCGAAACCGUGAAUACCGAGGAGAUAAUCAGAGCUCUGGUCAGAGACAGUGCUCUGCUGUCCGACAGGACGAAGAAGUGUGUCCAGGACUACCAGGUCGAAAUUUUAUUCUCGAAUCAACGUAGAGUAUCGGAGAUUGAAUUACCGAUCGAUUUUCAGAUGGAUCUCAACCAUAGAUCCACGGCAUGGCAGAGGCUUAAAAUGGAAACCGACUUGGAUAUCCUGUCAGGGCUACUGUUCGAGUGGCUAGAGACGCUGAAGUACCCAUUGCUGGACGUGGACAGUCUGAGUUACAUCGUCGCCUGGAGCUCCAAGCCUCAGAGGUGCUUGGAAAAGCUGCCUAGCUGCAGCAGAUACCUUUUGGAGUACCUACUGAGAUUCAUCAGUCGGCUGAGACCCAUGACGCCCGAAAGUCAGAGCUUGAUAACGAAGAGAUUCAUGGCCACGCUCACGCAGCAGAGUAUCUGGAUCAAGAGCGCGUUUUACCCUUCCAAUAGAAAUUUCCAAAAGCUACGACGAGGAACAGCGGCGAAACUGAACGAAUUUUUCGUUAGGCUGAUGAACCUGAUCGAGGAGGUGAACACGCAGGAAACGGAGAAACCGGCAUGGUCUUCGAAGUGGGACCUGGUACCGGACGAACUGAAAGAAACAGAGACGAUUAAUGAAGAAUGUAGUUAG